Molecule: messenger RNA, 2965 nt
Organism: Neurospora crassa OR74A
Lineage: Eukaryota; Fungi; Ascomycota; Sordariomycetes; Sordariales; Sordariaceae
Product: TBC domain-containing protein
Exons: 3
Coding region: 117-2447 (776 amino acids)
Source: RefSeq, a predicted model, not a curated record
CCAGUCUUGGAGCUGACAAUGUCCACGGCCCCUUCAGUCCAAUUAACACGCUCAUCUCCCAGGACCGUCUUGCAGUCGACUUUGGCAACUUAUCCUUUUCCAGCCGCGGCAGUAUCAUGUUUGGCGGCCAGGCUCCGGUCGACAACAGCACGCAACGAGACGACGAGCUGGCAGACGCAGCAGCACAGAGGCAGGCAGCACCACAGGGAACCGACGGCCCUACUCCUCCUACACCUACCAGCACGGCGCAUGCAGCGGCAGCGGCAGUAGAAGCAGCAACACCAACCACGCCAUCACCACCACCACCACCACCACCAGCAGCAGAACCUCCACUAGCAGCAGUAGCAGCACCAGCAGCGCCAGCAGACCUGGACCACCACCAUGAGACGGACACUCAAGGAGAAAGGGAGACAGAGACGGCCAGCUCCAAAUCAUCGCGCCUCAGUGACGCCUCGGGGCUAACACGUCCAUCCAUCGCCAUCAAUGAAGACCUGACGUCGCCCUCCGCCCCGCUGCCCAGUAUCCGCGUUAUGCCCACGGACGUAGAGAGGGAAUCACAAAAGGUGAGAUCGCUCUAUGAAUCCAGCGAUGGUUGGCUAGAUGGCGGGCGGCGCGUCUCGUUCGCUGGCGAUCUUCCGCCUCUACCCUCGGAGGUAGACCCAUCAGAUGUUGUAGACCCUCCCCGAUUACAUGCUCUGACCUCGAGCGACUGGGCCGCGAGCCACAUUGCGCCAACACCGCCCACAGCACCCUGGGUCAGUUCUUCGUCGCUACGGGAUGAUGCUGCCAGCUAUUACCGGCCUGGUGCUAGGAAAUGGGGCGAGCACGAGCGCGCCGGCGGGCUAGAAGAUUGGGAGAAUCUGGAUGGAGUUGAAGUUGACCGCUAUGGCUUCAUCAAGGAGAGGCCAGCAAGGCGAGAAUCCAGCUACAGGCCAGAGACGAGUAGGACAGUCAGGCCAGGAUCCAGGUCAAGACACUUCUCACCUAGGAGACGAAACGUGUUGACGAAACGGCCCGGCUCGGCUUAUUCCUCGUCACCCCUUGGUCAAGGCCUUGUUGGAGGCCCGCCGAGCAGAAAGGUGUCCGCGCGAUCCCUACACACGUUUGACUCGGCAUAUUCAAACGCAUCACGAAGAUCUACACGAUCGUCUUUCCGGUCCAUCGCCAAUCACCUACCACCCAACCGGGACCGGCGAUGGAUGGACGAGGCUGGGGAUAUGCUAGCGUUUCCGGCGGGAGGUUUGACCGAUAUUCUGGAAUACGCGGCGAAGAUGACGGGCAAGAAGAGCACCGAAGCCCUAAAGAAGAAAGAGUUGGAACGGUCCGAAAAGUGGAGGAAAAUGGCAAAGGUCAUUCAGAGAUUCCCUUUGGAAGACGGCGGUGAGGGCCAAGCCGGCCGCGAAGGUCAAGGCCAAGGUCAAGGUCAAGGCCAAGGCAUGAACUUUGAGUUCGAUACGAAGAACCCCAAGCUUAUCGAGCGCACUUGGAAAGGAAUUCCAGAUUGCUGGCGCUCCGCAGCUUGGUUCUCCUUCCUCGCAACAAGUGCAAAGAAUGCCAAUAGUCCCGAAACUGAUGGGGUGCUCAUCACAGCGUUUAAGAGGUUGCAGGACAUCAGUUCACCCGACGACGUGCAGAUUGAUCUCGACGUUCCCAGGACGGUCAAUGGUCACAUCAUGUUUCGAAAGCGAUACCGCGGGGGCCAGCGUCUACUGUUCCGCGUUCUACACGCCAUUUCAUUAUAUUUUCCCGAUACCGGCUAUGUCCAAGGAAUGGCUCCUCUAGCAGCCACGUUGCUAUGCUACUACGACGAGGAGAGGUGUUUUAUCAUGAUGGUUCGCCUUUGGAGGUAUCGUGGGCUUUCGAGGCUGUAUUCGCCAAAUUUCGAAGGGCUCCUUUCCACCCUGGACGACUUUGAGAAACAUUGGCUUGCGGGAAAGGACGUUGCUUCCAAACUUACUGAAUUAGCCAUUGAUCCGACGGCAUAUGGGACAAGGUGGUAUCUUACACUAUUCAACCUGUCAAUACCAUUUGCUGCUCAGCUCCGUGUCUGGGAUAUCUUUAUGCUCCUGGGAGAAUGCCCGCCUGAAGGGGAAUUGGGCCCUCAGGUUUCCGCAAGAGACUCCGGAGAGGUGACACCACACUUACAACACGCCGAUACUCAGCAAACAUCUAAGAGUAGUAAGGAGAAAAGCUUCCUGGCCAAGUUGAGCGAGCGUAGGAGUAAACGACAUCUAAACCAUACAGCUGCAGAAGUGCCGCGAGGUCUUGAUAUCCUCCACGCUACGAGUGCUGCGCUGAUUCACGCCAUGAGGGACGUGUUGCUGGAUGCGGAUUUCGAAAACGCAAUGAAAACACUUACAUCGUGGAUACCAGUUAAGGAUGAGGAUCUACUAAUGAAGGUAGCACGAACAGAGUGGAGGGCACAUCAGAAAAAAAGGGACAGAUGAGCGGACAGACGGAUGGGAUGAGUCGGCCGGGCUUAACGUCCUUCAGAUACGAACGAGUUUGGGUUCUAAGUUUUGGAUCGGGUACGGGUGCUGUUUGUUUUGGGCAAAGCCGCUGAUAAGGUGACGGGCUGGACGGGCAUGCAGAGUGAUCAGGAGGAGGGUUCUUUGCGCGGUCUCUCUGCCACCUUCACUCGUUUGCCUUUUGCCCUCUGCGUUAUUAUCUUUCCUUUCCUCUGGCGCUGCUGUUAUACCCUUUGUUCAGCUUCAAUGUUGCUCUCUUUGCGCUUCCGGAUAGAUACCCUUCGUGUUCGGUUUUUCGGCUACUCUUUUUUAUUUGUUUUUGGAUAAUGGGAUUCGUCUUUCCGGUUUUGGUUGGAACCGACCGCAAGUAUAUUUUGACUCACUAAUCCGGCCCGAGUUCAUUGCUUUAGUUUUAGCCUGGAUCGAGAACUCUAUGGGACUUUCGUUCUUCAUUCUCUAUCACCUAUACGUUUCUCCUAAUACCUGUUCCCCACUGC